UUCCCCACCGCCUCCUCACCCUAUCAGUACACACAUUUCCCUCUAUUCAUCCACACUGCCUCCUCACCCUAUCAGUACACACAUUUCUCUCUAUUCAUCCACAGUUUUCCCACCACCGCUUCUUACAUCGAUUUCUAGAAGAACACAUUUUCUUUAUAUCUUUUGAUCCGUCUCUUCGCCACAACGUCACCAACAUCGAAGAACGACCACCCCACUCCCUAAAACGACGCAGUCCAACACCGUCGCCCCCCCCCCCCCCCCCCCCCCCCCCCCCCCCCCCCCCCCCCUUCCUCCUCUGCUACCAACGCUCCUGGAUUUCCCGUCAUUGGGUUACUUUAGAUGUGCUCUAUAAAAUUUUUUCUUAUUCUCUAGGGUUUUUUUGUCUGUCUUAACUGUUAAGAUCGACACCACCACCAAAGCACCAUCGAAGCACCUCACCACCACCGCAACAGUCAUCGCCUGCACAAACCAUAGCCUUAGCAACUGAGUAGCGCGACAACCCCUUUUGGUGGACGUGCGGUUAACGGGAUUCAACUAUGACCACAGUAACAAUGGAUGGAUCGUUUCUUUUCCAGUGGUUUUGCAGCUACCCCAUACGUGAGCACUUACCAAAUGACUACCAAAUGAUGAAUAUAUUUUAAAUUCUGAAGGCAGAUUGUGAUUUCUGUAAAAGAUGUUUUUAUUUGAUAUAGGAUGUAGAUGGUGCAACUCCAAAGGUAGGUCGAAAAUCAGUGAUGUAUCUCACUCAAUGUGCCUAAUAUGAGGCGCUAAACAAGAAGAAAUUGACAGGAUCUGGCACCUAUCAUAGAAGAAAAUAAGUGAUUGUCGCGUCACAAUUUUCCAGACACACACCAUUACGCAAUUGUUAUUCAUCGACUAUAAAUGAUUUUACUUCUCGCUUAAUUCUUUAGUUAUAAAUGAUAAAUCAUUUGAAUGAUUGCUGAAGCAGCAGCCUAGACCCAGUGAAUCUGAGUUCGAAGUUCCAAGGAUUUGAGUUUUGAGACUCCAGAAGUCACAAGUGACCGGUUCUUAUCAAUUUGAUUGUGUGGUUGGCUUCACAACCACACUCUAACAGGCUUUUUUAAGGGGAAUCCAAAUGAGUAAAACUCCCAUUCAACUUGACCACACUCUAAUAGGAGGUUUGGUGAUUAAGUGGGUGUGAAAGAGAAGACUUACCAGUGAAAAGGGAAUAGUGUGGAUGUUUACAUGUACAACAAUGCCUGUGGAGCUGUAGGUUAUUUGAUUGCAUGUUUGGGUCAUCUCAAACAAUCUUGAAGGUGGUAUGAAGAUAGAAAAGAUUUCUCUAAGAAUAAUUGAUAGCUUGAGUUUAUUUAACUUUUCAAGCUCACUUAGAAAACCAGGAUACUUUACAUUAUAGCACAAAGGGUGAUAAAGCUUCCUAAAAGAUUUGGGGUUCAGUUGCAUAUGAUGAUGAUCUAAUGGCUGCCAACACAUCCCUAGAAUUUUAUUUUAAUGAUGGCAGUUGUCAUAGUUUCUUGGAUUUAUUUCUGGUGUGGUGCUGUUUUCGUGCUUGGUGUGCGAGGAUUUCGUCUCUUUUCAUCCGCCUUCAUUUAUGCUGGUUGUCUAUGCUCCCAAGAAGGAUCCUACCGACCAUUGAUCUUGUAGGCAAGCAUGCUUUGUUUGGGAUUUUCUAUUUUGUUGGAUUUGGAUUAGAAAGAAUGGGUGAUGUAGAUGCAAAACAAUGAGUUAAAAGAUGUUGCAUAAGUGAAAACGAAGUAGAGGUCUAAAAGAAAGAAAUAAUAACAUCCCCACUUCUCAUCUCUUUCUAAUACAAUAUAGCUUUUUUCAAAAAAAAAUUUCUUAUAAAGGCAUUGUACUUUGUACAACUACCUGAUUUUAGCAUCAUAUUUUCCUUUUUUUUUUUUUUGCUUAUUAUGUCAUAAUGAGCAAGAAUUUCGGUUAUUUUUCAUCUUGAUACAAAUGUUCAUAUUUUGACUAAAUUGCAGGUUACAGUAACAUCUUGAUUAUAUUUCUUUUAACUUUUUUUUUUCUCAUCAACCC
Messenger RNA from Lactuca virosa, 2022 nucleotides. The record is from the annotation of a GenBank genome assembly. Lineage: Eukaryota; Viridiplantae; Streptophyta; Magnoliopsida; Asterales; Asteraceae.